This is a messenger RNA of Brachypodium distachyon (stiff brome), 2541 nucleotides long. RefSeq names its product cytadherence high molecular weight protein 2. The record is from RefSeq and is a predicted model, not a curated record. The transcript has 18 exons. NCBI's taxonomy places the organism in Eukaryota, Viridiplantae, Streptophyta, Magnoliopsida, Poales, Poaceae. The coding region runs from base 235 to 2214 and encodes 659 amino acids.
UCACUGGGAGUGGGAGAGAGAGAGCCCCGGAGCAAACCACGGGAAGAAGACUCGGAAAGUCCAAAACCCAAAUCCAAAGAGCACGUCGCUACCACCUCUCCCUCUCUCUCGCCGCCGUGGUCUUCACUUCAGUUGAAGUCGUCGCCGCCGCCCUCGUUGUCGGCGCCCGUGCCAUUCGAAGCCCAAAGCCCUUAGCCCUAGCUUCCCCGCUGGAGGACAGGAAAGGGGACGGAGAUGUCGUCGUGGCUACGCAGCGCGGUGAGCCGGGCGGUGGAGGCCGGCGGCCGCAGCGGCGUCGCGCGCGCCGUCAAGGGGUACGCUGACGCCGUCGCCCACCACGCCGGGCAGGCCGUCUCCGACAUCCUCCACGACCGCGGGGGCACACAAAACUACAAAAGUUUCAAGAAAACAGUAGCACGCUUGGAAGAGGCAGCAGUUUCAUGCCGUGGCAGUGAAAGAGUUGAAUUGUUGAGACGUUGGUUGGGAGCAUUACAAGACAUUGAAGCUGAACUUGCUGGUUCAGAUUUGAAGGAUUCCGAAGAUCAUGAUUCUGUUGGUGAAUUGGAUACUUUAAAACAACCACUGACUUUGUUUUAUGAUCCUGAUAUCGAAGGAGCACCUAUGAACUUCCGUGACGUGUUCCUGUACAGCCAGGCACUCGAAGACAUUUCACAAUCCAUGAUUCUUGAAGCUCCAUCUGAGGAAGAAGUUUCACUUCUCUUGGAAAUUUUUGGCCUGUGUCUCACUGGUGGGAAAGAAGUCAACAAGGCAAUCAUGGACAAUGUGCAAGACUUGGCCAAGGCCUUCUCAAAUUACAAAGAUGAAGUCUUGGUGAAGCGUGAAGAGCUACUUGAAUAUACGCGGAAUGUGAUUUCAGGACUAAAGAGAAACGCUGAUAUUAUGAGGAUAGAUGCUGAAACACUUGAGUUGUGGAGAAAACUAGACGAGAAGGAAAAAUCUCGGUCAACCGAAGAUCAAGACAAAGCAUCAGAGAAGAUUGUUGUUGCCAAUAUUGAGGCUUUAAAAGAAGCACUUACUGAAGUCCGCUUUUGCUCUAGAGUGGAAGAACUUCUACUGAAGAAGAAGUCAAUUACUCAUGGGGACUCCAUGGAGCUGCAUUCUCAGAAGGUUGAUAAACUAAAGGUCCUGGCAGAUUCCCUUGCUAGUUCAUCCUCCAAAGCAGAACAGCGUAUUAUAGACCACAGGCGUCAGAAAGAAGAUGCUCUGAAUUUUCGUGUUAAAAAGGAGAACGAAGUGAAUGCGGCCGAAAACGGAUUGCUUGCUGAGAUGACUGAACUGGAGAAGCAAAGAGAUGAGCUUGAGGCUCAGUUGAAAAAGGUCAAUAUAUCAAUAAAUGCUGCUGCUGCACGGCUCAAGACAACAAGGGAAGAGAGAGACCAAUUUGACGAAGCGAAUAAUCAGAUCAUAUUUAGUUUAAAAACGAAGGAGGAUGACCUCUCGAAAUCCAUUGCCACAUGCAAUGUGGAAGCCAAUGUAGUCAAGACCUGGAUUAGUUUCCUUGAGGACACCUGGCAGCUCCAGUCCUCGUACAAUGAAAAGAAGGAAAAGAAAACAAGUGAUGAGUUGGAGAGAUGUGUGAACGAUUUCCUGAAGUUGACCAAACAUCACCUUUCAGCCUUCAAGGAAGUCCUAAGCCCGUCAAUUGAAAGCAUUCAAACAUAUGUGGAUAAUUUGGCAGUCUUGAACUCAAGGGAAGAGGCAACAGAAAAUGAAGACGAUGAAGCAUCCAAGAAGACGAACCCACGUAAAUCCCUUGAGGAGGAAUAUUUGGAAACUGAAAAGAAGAUCAUUGUUGCUUUCAGCAUCGCUGAUCACAUAAAGAAGUUGUUCUAUUCUGAGCAUGGGGCUAAUUCAAGGAGAGAUGACCCAGUGGUGAAGAACCUAAUUGACGAGAUCGAGAAGAUGAGGGAGGCAUUUGAAUCUAUAGAAAGGCCGACCCUGAGCAUAGAAGAUCACAGAUCGAAGGCACUACCUGAGGAAAGAUCUGACUUGAGCCCUUCGCCUAUUCAAGCGCCUGCUACCCCUAAAGCUGCGCACAUUGACUCUCCGAAAUCUCCCAUGAAGCCCGAGCAUCAGCUGGAUCCUGAUGCUGAACUUGCAAACCUGGGAGCAGACUUUGGGAAGGACAGCAAAGAUUACUCCGGCGAGGAGAUCAGCGGAUGGGAGUUUGAUGAGCUCGAAGAGGAGAGCUGACAUGCUGUCGGUAUCAAACAACAAAACUCUACUAGAUUCAGUUUGGCCGCACUGACAUGUAUGGCUCCACUUCUGGUGUACCCCAACAAAUGUGCACAGUUGGAUGUAUAUAUAUAAAUUGGUUGUUCGAUUAUGCGGUUACUGUCUGCGGAUAUUCAGAUCGACCUGUGACCUUGGCAAGGCAUUUGCUAUUUGUUUGUUCUUGCCAUGACCAUGUUGUCUUACAUGUGUACUGAUUACUGAACAGAACUAUUUGUAAGGCUCGCAAGCCUCUUGAGUCUUGACAGACUAUUGCAUCUUCAAUACACACAUUGGGACUUCAGUAAA